Molecule: messenger RNA, 1991 nt
Organism: Microthlaspi erraticum
Lineage: Eukaryota; Viridiplantae; Streptophyta; Magnoliopsida; Brassicales; Brassicaceae
Source: the annotation of a GenBank genome assembly
AUGUUUGGGUUAGGGCAUUGCAUGGUUUAUAUCGUGGUCUUAAGUGCCAUUGCGGCUACAGCCUACCCAUACUCAUCUCCUCCAACACCAGAAUACAGUUCACCGGUCCAUCAACACAAAUCACCAUAUCCACCCAAAAAGUAUUCCCCAUCCUACUCGGCAUCACCAGCUCCUCCACCACAAUACAGAAGACAAGGUCCGAAGUACACGCCACAUCCAAAACCAUACGUUUACAGCUCUCCACCUCCACCGUACUACUCUCCGUCCCCUAAGGUUAGUUACAAGUCUCCACCCCCACCAUACGUUUACAGCUCCCCACCACCACCAUACUACUCUCCUUCUCCAAAGGUAGAGUACAAGUCUCCACCCCCACCAUACGUUUACAGCUCCCCACCACCACCAUAUUACUCUCCUUCUCCUAAAGUCGACUACAAGUCUCCACCCCCACCAUACGUUUACAGCUCUCCACCACCACCGUACUACUCUCCUUCUCCUAAGGUAGAGUACAAGUCUCCACCUCCACCAUACGUUUACAGCUCCCCACCACCACCAUACGUUUAUAGCUCCCCACCACCACCAUACUACUCUCCUUCUCCUAAGGUCAACUACAAGUCUCCACCACCACCAUACGUUUACAGCUCCCCACCUCCACCGUUCUACUCUCCUUCUCCUAAGGUAGAGUACAAGUCUCCACCUCCACCAUACGUUUACAGCUCACCACCACCACCGUACUACGCUCCUUCUCCUAAGGUCGACUACAAGUCUCCACCCCCACCAUACGUUUACAGCUCUCCACCACCACCGUACUACUCUCCUUCUCCUAAGGUCGACUACAAGUCUCCACCCCCACCAUACGUUUACAGCUCCCCACCACCACCGUACUACUCUCCUUCUCCUAAGGUCGACUACAAGUCUCCACCACCACCAUAUAUUUACAGCUCCCCACCACCACCGUACUACUCUCCUUCUCCUAAGGUCAACUACAAGUCUCCACCACCACCAUACGUUUACAGCUCCCCACCACCACCGUACUACUCUCCUUCUCCUAAAGUCAACUACAAGUCUCCACCCCCACCAUAUGUUUACAGCUCUCCACCUCCACCAUACUACUCUCCUUCUCCUAAGGUAGAAUACAAGUCUCCACCCCCACCAUACGUUUACAGCUCCCCACCACCACCGUACUACUCUCCUUCUCCAAAGGUCAACUACAAGUCUCCACCACCACCAUACGUUUACAACUCCCCACCACCACCAUACUACUCUCCGUCUCCUAAGGUCGACUACAAAUCUCCACCCCCACCAUACGUUUACAGCUCCCCACCACCACCGUACUACUCUCCUUCUCCUAAAGUCAACUACAAGUCUCCACCCCCACCAUACGUUUACAGCUCUCCACCUCCACCUUACUACUCUCCUUCUCCUAAGGUAGAGUACAAGUCUCCACCCCCACCAUACGUUUACAGCUCCCCACCACCACCAUACUACUCUCCUUCUCCUAAGGUAGAGUACAAGUCUCCACCCCCACCGUACGUUUACAGCUCCCCACCACCAUUGUACUACUCUCCUUCUCCUAAGGUCGACUACAAGUCUCCACCCCCACCAUACGUUUACAGCUCCCCACCACCACCGUACUACUCUCCUUCUCCAAAGGUCAACUACAAGUCUCCACCACCACCAUACGUUUACAGCUCCCCACCACCACCAUACUACUCUCCGUCUCCUAAGGUCGACUACAAAUCUCCACCCCCACCAUACGUUUACAGCUCCCCACCACCACCGUACUACUCUCCUUCUCCUAAAGUCAACUACAAGUCUCCACCCCCACCAUACGUUUACAGCUCUCCACCUCCACCUUACUACUCUCCUUCUCCUAAGGUAGAGUACAAGUCUCCACCCCCACCAUACGUUUACAGCUCCCCACCACCACCAUACUACUCUCCUUCUCCUAAGGUAGAGUACAAGUCUCCACCCCCACCAUACGUUUACAGCUC